This is a messenger RNA of Calliphora vicina (urban bluebottle blowfly), 1728 nucleotides long. Its product is annotated as hemicentin-2. Gene Ontology annotation, molecular function: axon guidance receptor activity. The coding region runs from base 79 to 1602 and encodes 507 amino acids. Gene Ontology annotation, biological process: homophilic cell-cell adhesion; synapse organization. Gene Ontology annotation, cellular component: axon; plasma membrane; neuronal cell body. The record is from RefSeq and is a predicted model, not a curated record. The transcript has 7 exons. NCBI's taxonomy places the organism in Eukaryota, Metazoa, Arthropoda, Insecta, Diptera, Calliphoridae.
AUAUAUAUUUACUAUGUUUGUGUGUUUAACUGUUUUAGAAAAAAAAGAAGAUAAUAUACAAAUGAUAAUAGAUUCAAAAUGAGCACAACUACUAGAAAUUGGUUUAUAGUAUUUUGCCUAGUUUUAGGAUUAAUUAGCAAAGCACAAUGUGUUGCCAAACGAGCAUUAGAAACAGAGAAAUUAGAGGAUGAUGAUAACUAUGAUUACAUCGACUAUGACUACACUGGUAAUGAGAAUGAUGACAGUGAUAAUGAUAAUGAUAACAACGACAAGAAUAGUUCAAAGUCGCUCACAGCAUCCAUAGGACAUGAUCCACCAUAUUUUGAUCAAACGAAUGUUCAUGUAUCCGCUUAUCCGAAUAACGAUGUGAUUUUAAAUUGUGAUGUUCGAAAUUUUCAUGUGAAUAAUGUCGUCAUCUGGUAUAAAGAUCAAACAGUUUACUCUCAUGGACAAUAUACGGCAAAUCCACGAGUAGAGACUUUAAAGAACAACUCAAUAUUAUUGAAAAAUAUUCAACCCGAUGAUGCCGGCAGCUAUUAUUGUGAAGUCUUUCCCGAAAAUAUACGUUUGCAUGUAGAGCUUGAAGUAAAUAAAUUGCUAAGCAUUUUAUGUGAUGGUCGGGACGUUCUUGAUCGAACAAUAGUUUUCCGGCAGGGCGAGUCUCAUAUCUGUGAGUGUAAGACAAGAGGCUCGAGUGAAGCCAACAUUAAAUGGUCUCUUAAUGGUAAUCGUUUUGAUGAAACCCUUGGUGAAUUAAUGCAUGGUUCGAUAAUUCUGAGUGGCAUCGAGGAUCAUCACAGUGGUAUUUAUCAGUGUCUGGAUGAUGACGGCAGUGAAAAGCCUAAACAUGGCAUGUUCAAUAUUGUUGUCCUGUUCCCACCAAAGGUAACAACACAUCGACACCAUAUUAAUACAGAAAUAGGUGGAAAUGCUGAUCUAUACUGCGACUACAAAGGAAAUCCCAUUGCUAUUACCACUUGGUUCAAAAAUAAUCAACCCAUUAAAUAUUCAGAAAAGUACAUGAUGACAUAUACAAUGGAAACACAUUUCAAUCGAAGUACACUUACUGUCAAAGAUGUCUCGGUCGAGGAUUUGGGUGAAUACGUAUGCAGAGCAGAGAAUUCAAUCGGUUGGAAUGAACUUGGGACACACUUAAUGCUAGAGCCCGAAAAAGGCCAAUUGGAAGAUGUUAUAAUCGAUGGUAAAAAAGUUACAUUACAUUGGUUGGUACGCAGUCUUCAGCCAUUAUCGGAAGCAGUUUUGGAUUACAAAAUGUCAGGGGCCUACACAUGGAGCUCAACCACGGUUAUACAUACACAACGUCAUGAGAAUGGCAUCUGGAAAGUGACUCAUGAAAUGGAGUUAAUAGAGGGUGAAUGGCAAACUCGUAUGAAAACUAAAAACAUUAUCGGAUGGUCGAAAUUUUCCGCUCCAUUUAUCUUCAAAAUUGAAGACGAAGAUGAGAUCAACAAUGAGACAAGUAAUGAAAAGAUGGCAAUGGCUGGAUUUGGAGUUACAAGGAGUUCUUCUUCAACAGUUUAUAAUUCAUUUCUUCAAAGUAUUUUAAUAUUAGCAUUGAGCAUGCAAAUUUACAUGCUUUAGAUUUUAGAUUAAUAAAUAUGUAUAUUGUCAAUUAUCUUCCAAAAAAAUCCUAUAGUCAGGAAUACAGGUGCAAUCCUAUUUAUUAUGUAUUAUAUAGACAAAUUUUAAAUAAAUAAUUAAAGAAAA